AUGAUAGAUGAUGGGUCAGCCAUCAAUGUAUGCCCUCUGAAGAUUUUGCCAAAGUUAGGAAUUUCUAUGUCUGAACUAACUGGUUCUGAUCUAGUUAUCAGGGCCUAUGAUGAUUCAAAGAGAAACGUGAUAGGGGUAUUCAAGACUAUGGUUAAGGUGGGGCCUAUAGAGACUGAAGUUGAGUUCACUGUGCUAGACAUCCCCAUGACAUUCUCCUUACUGUUGGGUAGAAUCUGGUUCCAUCCCUUAGGUGGAGUCCCCUCUACACUCCACCAAAAGAUCAAGAUCCCACACCAAGAUGGUGGUGGCCACUAUGAUGAAAGAGAUGAAGUUUUUUCUGGGAUUGGUUUGGGAAAAAGAGCUAAUGGCUUAGUGACUUUUCCAGAAAUAAAGGGGCAGAUCACUAGAUAUGGGCUGGGCUAUCAGCCAACUGAAGAUGAAGAGGGACUCAAGCCCACCAAGUUUAUCAGGGAGGGUGCAAUUGCAUGGACUGAUGACCAGGAGCUGCCGCAUGUUGAGGAAUUAGAACAAGAGUACCAAGAAGCAUUUGCCUGGUCUUAUAAAGAUAUGCCAGGAAUUGAUCGAGACAUAGUGCAACACAAGAUCCCCACAGACCCUAACAUGAGGCCAGUAAAACAAAAGAAGCGUCGCCUUAGGCCGGAAUGGGAAGAAAAGAUAGCUCAAGAGGUGAAAAAGCUCAUUGAGGUUGAUUUCAUUGAAGUAAUUGAGUAUCCCGAGUGGUUAGCCAACAUUGUGCCAGUCCCCAAGAAGGAUGGGCGAGUUCGGAUGUGUGUAGAUUAUAGGGACCUGAAUAAGGCUACUCCUAAGGAUGAUUUCCCAUUGCCUCACAUCGAUGUGCUUAUUGACAGUGCUGCUUGCAUGGCCAUGUACUCCUUCAUGGAUGGUUUUUCGGGAUAUAAUCAGAUCCUUAUGGAUUUGAUAGAUAAAGCAAAGACAGCUUUUAUCACUGAAUGGAGAACUUAUUGCAAGCUGUUAGGGCAUAUGAUCAGUAGAAAAGGGAUUGAGGUUGACCCAGAUAAGGUGAAGGCAAUCCAGGAGAUGCCAGCCAGAAACGAGAAAAAGAGAUUAGAGGUUUCUUAG
Hevea brasiliensis (rubber tree) is the source of this 1101-nucleotide messenger RNA. RefSeq lists its product as uncharacterized. The record is from RefSeq and is a predicted model, not a curated record. The transcript has 4 exons. Bases 1 to 1101 code for a protein of 366 amino acids. NCBI's taxonomy places the organism in Eukaryota, Viridiplantae, Streptophyta, Magnoliopsida, Malpighiales, Euphorbiaceae.